AUGCCAUAUCUUCAGACCUCUCAUAUCUAUACUCGUCUGCGAGAAAAUCUCCCCUCAACCCCCAUCUCCACGCCAAUAUCCGCUGUCUUCUCUUGGAAUCGAGGGGACUCUUCAACGACAAAAGGCGACCCUCGGAAAAGCGUCAAAUGGAUCGACGGCCUUCGUGGAAUCGCCUCUUUUCUAGUUGUUCUCACCCACCUCGCCCGCGCCUGGGACUAUGACCUCUUCUCUCCACGAGAUAACGAGGAUGUCUCUCCGAGAAUUUUACAAUGGCCUAUUCUGCGCAUCCCCUGGCAAGGCCGUAUUGGGGUUACUAUAUUCGCAUUUUUGACUGGCUACGUCUGUGGCCUGAAACCUCUCAAACAAUCACGCGCCGGCGACAUUAUGGGGGCAUUUACAACAAUAUCCAAAAGUGCAUUCCGCAGACCACCACGCUUGAUAUUCCCUGCCACAAUCGCUAUGGUUAUUUCUUGGGUUAUUGCUCAGUUUGGAGGCUUUGUUGUGGCUAAUCGAUCAGAUUGUUGGUGGUGUCGGUAUGCGGCGCCGGAGCUGGAGGACUCGCUAUGGGAUGAAAUUCUUCGUUUGGGGAAGAAUUUCUUGUCAACGUGGACAACUGGGUAUAUGGCAUAUGACGAUCAUCAGUGGGCGCUACUGCCCCUCUUGAAGGCAUCUAUGCUGGUAUACAUUCUGCUAUUUGCUACGAUGUUCAUGCGAUUCCGGUACAGGAUGAUGGUUUACAUCGGGAUGAUGCUAUACUUCCACCAAGAUGCUGCGAAGGAUACUGAGACAUUCCAACUGCAAGCAGUCUACGGCAUACUCCUCAGCGACCUCUCCUACUCAACAACAGUCAAAAACUGGAUUGAAAACCACCCCUACGGCCGAAAAGCAAUUUCCAUGCCAUUAACAUUCUUCGGCCUCUGCAUUGCUUCUUAUCCAGGCGAGCAUCCAGAAUGGUCCCCGUGGUCAAACUGCCUCCUCAAAAUGGCAGAAUACAUAUUUCCCCCCGAGGUAAACAUCGGCAAACGCUACACAGCCCUUGCAAUCGACAUGAUCAUUUUAGCAAUCUACAUAUCACCAUCGACGAAAGACUUCUUAUCAAACAGACUCCUCCUGUGGCUGGGUAAGCAAAGCUUCGCCGUCUAUCUAAUCCACGGCACAUUACUGCGCGUUGUGCUCGUUUGGAUGCUCUACGGUAUUAGCGGACAGCCGUGGGAUGGAAGUGAAGCCGCUACCGACGAUGAACGAGAUUGGAUACCCCUCCGUCCACCGGUGGUAGUUGCCUUUUGCAUCCCAAUUUGGAUAGGAAUCGUGUAUGCUUGUGCUGCGGCGUGGACGGCGUAUGUCGAUACAUUUUGUGCAUCUUUGACGCAGAAGGUUGAGCGGGCUGCGUUUGUGGAGGAUGAAAAGGCCCCUUUGCCUUUACCGCUUGUUUCCGUUCCUAUGCAAACUGCUUGA
Penicillium waksmanii is the source of this 1455-nucleotide messenger RNA. RefSeq names its product acyltransferase family protein. Gene Ontology annotation, cellular component: membrane. The transcript is spliced from 3 exons. NCBI's taxonomy places the organism in Eukaryota, Fungi, Ascomycota, Eurotiomycetes, Eurotiales, Aspergillaceae. Gene Ontology annotation, biological process: polysaccharide biosynthetic process. Bases 1 to 1455 code for a protein of 484 amino acids. The record is from RefSeq and is a predicted model, not a curated record. Gene Ontology annotation, molecular function: acyltransferase activity, transferring groups other than amino-acyl groups.